Molecule: messenger RNA, 1567 nt
Organism: Peromyscus leucopus (white-footed mouse)
Lineage: Eukaryota; Metazoa; Chordata; Mammalia; Rodentia; Cricetidae
Gene: Mdfi
Product: MyoD family inhibitor
Exons: 5
Coding region: 276-1019 (247 amino acids)
Source: RefSeq, a predicted model, not a curated record
CCGUACCAGGAAGAAGGAGUGCACCCAAGCUCUCCUCCAGACAGCAGCCUGAUCUCGGAGGGCUCUGGGGAGCCGAACCAAGCCCUCCGCGGCCAGCAUCCCGGCAUCCAGGGCGGGACCCCCUCCCGCCCCGCCUCCUUCCCAGAGCAGUCGCUCCAGCCCAUCGCCGGGACGGACGAGGCUGAGGGUGGUGAGGGCUCUGCGGGCGCCGUGGGGGCCACGCGGGUCCUGGCCCCGACGGCGCCCAGAAGACCUACAAGAGCUGUCCCGGGCCGAUGUCCCAGGUGAGCGGUCCGUGCCUUCCUCUCUGCGACGCGCCCCAUGGAGUCCCCAGCGCUGCCCUGGACCCAGCCCAGACCAUGUCCCUCCUCCCUGGGCUGGAGGUAGCAGCAGGAUCCACUCACCCUGCAGAGGCAUCGUCAGGAGAGGGCUCCCCGGAGGAGGUGGUACCCUCCAUGCCCCAAGACAGCGGUCCUGGGGCUCACCAGGCUCUGAACAGCACUGACCUCGAUGUUCUCACAGAAGCUGUGACGUGCCAGCCUCAAGGGAACCCCUUAGGCUGCACCCCACUACUGCCAAAUGGCUCCGGCCACAAGCACCCCUCGGAACUGGGCAGUGCUGUGCCUGCGGGGAAUGGUGCUCCAGGAGGCCCCAAGGCCCACCGGAAGUCGCAGGCGCACCCACCUCUGGGCAGCCAGGCCGGGAGGAAGAGCAAAGGCAGCCCUCGGUCGGCUUCCCAGGUCCCGCUGCAGGCACAGGAAGAUUGCUGCGUCCACUGCAUACUGUCAUGCCUGUUCUGUGAGUUCCUGACGCUCUGCAACCUCGUCCUGGACUGCGCCACCUGCGGCUCCUGCAGCUCAGAGGACUCCUGCCUCUGCUGUUGCUGCUGCGGCUCCGGCGAGUGCGCGGACUGUGACCUGCCCUGUGACCUGGACUGUGGCAUCGUGGACGCCUGCUGCGAAUCGGCAGACUGCCUGGAGAUCUGCAUGGAGUGUUGUGGACUCUGCUUCUCCUCCUGAAGCCCCAGAGCGGCCCCAGCGCUGUCACACAAAGCCUGACACCUCCCCUGACCCCAGGGCCCCCUCAGAAUCCCAACCCACAUGUGAGAAGGUGGCGUGGCCCAGGAGCCAUCUCAGCCACGGGACAGGUCUGUAACAGACACGCCUGCUCUCCUCGAUGGGUGACCAGGAACACGGCAUCUAGAACCUGGUGGGACAGGACCCAGUUAGCCGCCAGGACUCAGAACACUGUGAAAGGUAGGGGUGGGGGGUGGAUGGGAGGCCCAUGUCCUUCUCUACCUCUCUGCUCCAGGUGCCCACCUCCCUCUGCUAGCCCAGCUUGGAGGACAGAAAAUGUGAAAAGACACCUGCCCGGCCCACUGCCCGGCCCCUCCCCUCCUCCCCGGCUCAGUUAGACUCUUGUAGGGGCCUGACCCGUAUAGCGACCCAAGAGAGUGGGGCUUGGGGUGGGGGUGGGGUGGGAGGGGGACAGUAAGGAAAAGACUGGAAGUGGGGUAGAGGGAGGGCCUGUGCUAUCCGUUGCUGUAAAUAAAGAUAUUUGUUCAGUC